Molecule: messenger RNA, 3258 nt
Organism: Rhineura floridana
Lineage: Eukaryota; Metazoa; Chordata; Lepidosauria; Squamata; Rhineuridae
Gene: PRICKLE3
Product: prickle planar cell polarity protein 3
Exons: 9
Coding region: 122-2242 (706 amino acids)
Molecular function (GO): zinc ion binding
Source: RefSeq, a predicted model, not a curated record
AGCACCUCCUCCUUUGGGUAGGGGAGAGGAACGCAGCAACAUCCGCGGCAGCGCCCGGGCGCAAAGGGGAACCUGGAGGUGGGUGAGUCGCCCGGGCGCUGAAGACGGCGGGAUCACGACCAUGUUCAGCCGCGGGUCGCGGCGCCGUCGAUCGACCCGAGCCCUGCCUGAGGUGGAGGACCCUGACCGGGGCCAACCGUGUCAGGCGUGCGGGGAGCAGUGCCCAGGCUUCCUAGUGCAUGGAUGGAGAAAGAUCUGCCAACACUGCAAAUGUCCACGGGAGGAGCAUGCGGUCCACAUGGUGCCUGUCGACUUGGAAAGGAUGAUGUGCCGCCUCAUCUCUGACUUCCAGCGCCACUCCAUCUCAGAUGAUGACUCGGGCUGUGCCUCGGAGGAAUACGCUUGGGUGCCUCCAGGACUCAAGCCUGAGCAGGUGUAUCAGUUCUUCAGCUGCCUCCCAGAGGACAAAGUCCCCUACGUCAAUAGCCCUGGGGAACGGUACCGCAUCCGCCAGCUGCUCCAUCAGCUUCCCCCACAUGACAGUGAGGCUCAGUAUUGCAGCUCUCUGGAAGAGGAAGAAGGAAAAGAACUGAAGUUAUUCUCCCAGCAACGAAAGCGAGAGAACCUUGGCCGCGGGACUGUCCGACUCUUCCCUGUCACCAUCACUGGAGCUAUUUGUGAGCAGUGCGGGAAGCAGAUAUGCGGUGGGGACAUUGCGGUCUUUGCCAGCCGGGCAGGGCAUGGCGCCUGCUGGCACCCACAGUGCUUUGUUUGCACCACCUGCCGGGAGCUCCUUGUGGACCUCAUCUACUUCUACCAGGAUGGCAAGAUCUACUGUGGGCGGCAUCACGCUGAGCACCUCAAACCGCGCUGUGAGGCCUGUGAUGAGAUUAUCUUUGCGGAUGAGUGCACAGAGGCUGAAGGCCGCCACUGGCACAUGCGCCAUUUCUGCUGCUUUGAGUGUGAGGAGGCGCUGGGUGGGCAACGGUACAUCAUGCGCCAGAGCCGCCCCUACUGCUGCCGCUGCUAUGAGAGCCUCUAUGCAGAGUACUGUGAUGCCUGUGGAGAGCACAUUGGCAUUGACCAGGGCCAGAUGACCUACGAGGGCCAACAUUGGCAUGCCACUGACGCUUGUUUCAGCUGCUCCCGCUGUCACCAGCCCUUGCUGGGAAAGCCUUUCCUGCCGAAGCAGGGCCAGAUCUACUGUUCUCGGGCCUGCAGCCUGGGCGAAGACCCUAACGGCUCGGACUCCUGUGACUCGGCCUUCCAAAGCGCCCGUUCCCAAGACUCUCGACGAGCCAGCUGGCAGCAACGGCGGGUCCAGGCCCAGCACUCACCACUCUCCCAUGUCGCCCGUUCCCUUUCCUUCAGAGGGCAGCCGGCACCACCUAACUCCUCAGCCCCAAGGAUCCGAAGGAGCUGGAGUGGAUUGUCUGGAGCUGAGGAGGAGAUGCCCACAGAAACGGAGUUGCUCUCGGAUCCAGAGAGUGAUGGUUCAUGCUGCAGCCAGAGUUGUGAGGAGCCAGUAAAAUGUACUUCUCGGGGUACUUCUACUUGCCCACCACCAGCUGCUGACCAGGAGUCAGGAAAAGGGACUGAGAUCCGGACACGUUUCCAACGCACUUCCCCCUUGCGCCAUUCCAUGCCGGAGUUGGGUAUCCCCCCCUCCAAAAUCCCCAAUUGGAGCAGCAGUUCAGCUUCCAAACUCCAAGCAUCUGCCCAGCCACGACCCAGUGAGGGAAUGGACCUGGGAACAGGAAGUUUUGCCCGGGGAGGGGCACCCCGCGUGAGCUUCCGAGAACCUCUAGUCUCGGGAGAGCCAAGUACUCCUUGUCUCGAGCAGACCUCCGUGAACACCCAGCUGCUGCAGAGCAGAGGGGCUAGCCGAGGACACCCUUGCUCCACCUCAGACAACUCCCUCAACCUAGGGAGCCUGGGCUGGAGACCGAGAAAAAGCACAGGGGAGGGGAGGCGAGGAAACCUCUCCUACUCAGCUUCUGAGGGGGCUUUUCCUGCCUGGCACCGACGUUAUCCACCCCGGGGAUGGGACUUCAGCUCUUCUGAUUCCUCCGAUUCCUCCUCAGAGGAGGAAGGCUAUUUUCUGGGGGAGCUUAUACCCCUGCCCCCCCAUUUACGAGGUGGAGCUAGCCCCAAAGAGCCUUCACCAUCCACUGACUCUACAUGUAAGCAGCAGCGCCGAAGACUGCGGGUUGUCCGGGACAAGAAUUGCGUUGUGGCAUAAUAAACCUGACCUUCACCUCCUGGACUUUGGCCAUAAUGAUCCAUCUAUGAAUGAUCUAGGAAUUUUGGUCCUAGACCAUCCUUUGCUAGGGUAAGGGUGUGGGUAUGUGCUCUGAAAUUAGGCAUGGAGCUAAUGACCAUUGUUUUUUCCAUUACUGCUUUGACUCGUGACCCCAUGCCAGGGAUCCUCAUCAGGUGACCUCUCCAUCACAGCUGUUGACCUUUUCUAACCUUUUCUCAGGGACACUUGAGCACUGGCUUUUCUGUGGUGACCUUUGAUCUUUAGAUUUGACCAUUCUGUGAAGAAUCUUAACUCCCAUCUGUGGUGGUCUUUGAACUUUGGUUGUUUUUUCUUUUCCAUUGUGGCCUUUUGACCUCUCAACUGUGACCUUUUUGAACACUGAACCCUUUUUGUCUCAAACCUUUGGUGUGAUGAUCUUUUAAACCUCUGCACUGUGCCCUAUAAACUUCAAACUGCAAUUUCUAACCUGGGAACCCUUGAACUUUGGUUUUGACCUUUCCAUUGUGACCUUUGAACCUCUAUCACCUAUCCUAGGUGACUCUUUUUGAAAGUAUUCAGGUCGCCAUUAACCAGAGCUUGGAAAAGUUACUUUUUUGAACUACAACUCCCAUCAGCCCCAGCGAGCAUGGCCACUGGAUUGGGCUGAUGGGAGUUGUAGUUCAAAAAGGUAACUUUUCCAAGCUCUGUAACAAGGUUGCAUGGUUUCAAGCUUUGAAGUGUGUUUCUGUAUAGACGAGGUGUUUGUAUGUAUGUGUCAGGGUGGGGUUGAACUCCCUUUUCCAGCUGGUGCAGGUUCUCAAUCGAUUAUGGCCACAAGGUGUCCUUUAUAGGGCAGAGCCUGCAAUAGUCUUUUUUAAUCCACCUCAAACUACUUGUCCCCUUUUCCUUGCCCUUUCUUCCUGCACUGUGUGCAUCUCUCAAGUCCUCAAUUUUAAAAUUUUGUUUUUCUAAUUAAGGGUUUAAUUUAAUUGAAAUUUAAAUAAAAUAUAUGAAAA